AUGCGUUUCGUGUGUCUGCAUGGCUCAGUGAGCAGUAGCUCUAAAUUGGAAGCGAUGCUAGCGCCAUUUCAACAAAAUUUGACCGCCGACAACGCUGCUUCAUUCGAUUAUAUUGAAGCGAAGACACCAAGCACUGCGCCCCCAGAACUCUUGGGUUUCUUUGGUCCCCCGCCACACUACCGCUGGCUUGACUACGAGGGCAUUGGAACGGAACAACUGCACGAGACAGCCCGCACCGCAAUCGAUAAUUCAGAUCUUCCUGCAGAAGAGCGCCUGCGGAAGAAAAUUCCUUGUGAUUUCAAUUGGGUUAAUUAUAAUGAUCUCAUGGAGCAAAUCGACAAGCACCUUGAGGCGAACCCUGACAUCGAGGGUUUCGUUGCUUACAGUGAAGGAACGAGUAUUGCAGCGACGUAUCUGCUGUACGAACAAAAGAUGGAGCAAGAGCACGGUCGCCCUCGACGGAUAAAAUGUGCCGUGUUUUUCGCGGGCGUGCCUCCAAUUGAUGAAAAGAACGGAUACGUAUUCGCUGAUGAGCGAGAGGAUAUGAUUGACAUUCCGUCACUGCACGUCAUUGGCGCAGCCGACCCUUACCGCUGCGCUGCUGAUUCGCUAUACAACCUCUGUGACCCUGAUAUGGCUCAUUUCUUCGACACCGGCAAGGGACAUACUAUUCCCCGCGGAGAACCGAUCAUUAGCGAGCUUGGAAAUGCGGUUCGAGAAAUGAUCGCGAAGGCCAAGGAAGAGUGA
Messenger RNA from Penicillium nucicola, 747 nucleotides. RefSeq lists its product as uncharacterized. Gene Ontology annotation, cellular component: cytoplasm; nucleus. Bases 1 to 747 code for a protein of 248 amino acids. NCBI's taxonomy places the organism in Eukaryota, Fungi, Ascomycota, Eurotiomycetes, Eurotiales, Aspergillaceae. The record is from RefSeq and is a predicted model, not a curated record. The transcript is spliced from 5 exons.